AUUACCUACACUGGCAGCAAUUCCCAUGAACAGACAACAUCCACGUACCAGCUCGUGGCUUCCAACCACCCUCUCAUCUCUCUUUGGGGGAAAGUCUCAAACCCCAUUGUGAUGGCCUGUUGCGAACGCGUGGUGUCGGAGGAAGCACUGUACAUGGAGCUGUUAGCUGCCAAACAUGACAAUGAAGCACCGGAUGCAGGUGCUCUUGAGGGCUCUGGAGAUGAAUACGCGCCGUAG
This is a messenger RNA of Mycena citricolor, 237 nucleotides long. NCBI's taxonomy places the organism in Eukaryota, Fungi, Basidiomycota, Agaricomycetes, Agaricales, Mycenaceae. The record is from the annotation of a GenBank genome assembly.